Molecule: messenger RNA, 201 nt
Organism: Sphenostylis stenocarpa
Lineage: Eukaryota; Viridiplantae; Streptophyta; Magnoliopsida; Fabales; Fabaceae
Source: the annotation of a GenBank genome assembly
AUGCUAUGCAAGGCGACAAUCCUAUUACUGUUAUACCCGUCUACCCGGUCUUACUAUGAGCCCUCCCACUCUUGGAAGAAGUCACACCUUAGACACGGUAGAACUGGGGAAGGGGGAAGAAAGGAGCAACUUAGAUCUCCUGAAGACCGUCCUCCUUAUGUGAUGCUUACUAAUCCAGCGGAUCCCUCACCAGAUGCUUAG